Molecule: messenger RNA, 145 nt
Organism: Entrophospora candida
Lineage: Eukaryota; Fungi; Glomeromycota; Glomeromycetes; Entrophosporales; Entrophosporaceae
Source: the annotation of a GenBank genome assembly
AUGAUGAUGUUAUAUAAGCUGGUAGUUUUAGGAGACGGUGGCGUCGGCAAGACAUAUGACCCAACAAUUGAGGAUUCAUACAGGAAGCAGGUAGUGAUUGAUGAUCAACCAUGCGUUUUAGAGGUACUGGAUACAGCAGGGCAAG